Mycotypha africana is the source of this 483-nucleotide messenger RNA. RefSeq lists its product as uncharacterized. The transcript is spliced from 4 exons. Bases 1 to 483 code for a protein of 160 amino acids. NCBI's taxonomy places the organism in Eukaryota, Fungi, Mucoromycota, Mucoromycetes, Mucorales, Mycotyphaceae. The record is from RefSeq and is a predicted model, not a curated record.
AUGUGCGUCAAAGGUUCCAUCAAUGGAAUUGGCUUCGAUCAGGAGCAUCGUGUUGUCCUGCAAUAUUACCCGCCUACGUUGCAACCACUUAAUUUGUUCAUCAGCUCUUUCCAUAUGAUCAAAAAAAUCCAAGUAGGAAGAUACGAGAUAAUUACAGCAAGCAAACAUGAAUCAGGAAGAUAUCAAUCGAGGAAUAUAACCGAGACAGUCACCCAAUUCAAAGUGGCCACCGACUUGCGGCAUGUCACAGUUGCUGCACUUCAGCGUCAAUUUCCAGACUUAGCAAAUGUCCUUGAACCCAAUCUCACCUCUUACGGCCCAGAAUAUACCCUUGAUCAAAACAAGAGUCUACCGGUUUAUAUCCAAACAUGCCAAACCGGAAGAGGUACAGGAACUGAACAAACUCUGGUGAGUUCUGAAUCUUCCGUACUUGACGAAUUUCAAGCUUCCCUUCGCGCCAGGCAUGAAGCAGUCAUGUUCUGA